Messenger RNA from Bombyx mori (domestic silkworm), 4375 nucleotides. It is a transcript of the gene Tmem63, whose product is annotated as CSC1-like protein 1. The record is from RefSeq and is a predicted model, not a curated record. The transcript has a single exon. Lineage: Eukaryota; Metazoa; Arthropoda; Insecta; Lepidoptera; Bombycidae. Gene Ontology annotation, molecular function: calcium-activated cation channel activity. The coding region runs from base 395 to 2632 and encodes 745 amino acids. Gene Ontology annotation, cellular component: plasma membrane.
UGUUCUCAAAUCUAUCUCAUUGCCUGCAUUCUUAAUUAAGGAAAAUACAGGACCUAUUAAAGUGAGUGAAUAUUGUAUCAUUCAUAGAUGUUAAAUCGUUCCAUUUGCUGCUACUUAUGUAGGUACUACAGGCCUAUAGGUUUUGACGUUUUCGUGCUAAUUGACGAAUUAAAAAAACCUAUAAAACGUCAUCGGUGGUUGCUUUGUGUCAGUGCCUUGUCUUAUCUUCACGAACAAUUUAUCUAAACAAUAGAAUUUCCAGAUGGUACCGUUUUGUAUGUGUACAAAAAUACAAAAAUAAGUGUCAGUAAACGUUUUUGAAGUGUUGUCCGUGAUCAUUAUGUGAUUACUUUCUCUUUUAUCGCUUCAGUGACUGUGAAUUGCGACACACAGAAUGAGUCGUUCUACCAACGAAAUGUUAUUCAGCCUAUCGGACACCCCGAAUGGGACGAUCGAUGAUAGCUGCAUGCUAGUGAACACAUCGCAGAGUAUUAUCAUCACGGGUGCCUACAAUGGAAUCCCUCAGACUUUGAUCCUAAAUUUGAUAGCAUGGUCGUUCCUUAUUUUAUUGUUUACUGUGCUUCGAAGGACGGCAUGGAACUACGGGAGAAUGGCACUCGUCCAGCGCACCAGGGGUCGCUGGACAAACUUAUUCUAUCGCGCUCGAGAUGGUGAUGCAUUGGUCGAGCGCCGCCGCAGUGCAGACGAGUCUUCAAACAUUGACGAAGGGCUCUUUACGUGGGUGCCGGCCGUGUUUCGCAUCACUCGUGAACAGGUUCUCAUAAAGUGUGGUCCUGAUGCUGUGCACUAUCUUUCCUUCCAGAGACACGCUAUUACACUAAUGUUCAUCAUAACCUUAGCAUCCAUUGGUAUUAUCUUGCCCAUAAAUUUCCAAGGGACCAAUUUAAAUGUGGACACUGGAACAUUUAGUCGAACAACACUUUCCAACUUAAAUGGAAGAUCUUACUGGCUUUGGGUACAUACCUUACUGUGCAUCUCUUUCUUACCUAUAUCAGUGCUUAUCAUGAGAAGAUGCACUGGGCGCAAACCCGUCCCUACAUCUAUGACUGGGACCAUCAUGAUAACGAACAUAGCCAAGGCUGACAGAAAUGAGUCAACCAUUCGAGCCUAUUUUGCUCACAACUUUCCUCAUAUACAAAUUGUAGACCUUCGCUUAGCUUAUAACAUCAACAAGCUCAAUGAAGUUUUAGAACAAAAAGAAAUGGUAACUGAAGCUUUAAUCUACACUGAUACAUAUUUCAAGAAGACUGGGAAACGUAUUGCUGUUAAACCAACUUUGUGUGGACCUGAAAUUGAUGCUUUGGAAUUUUACACAAAUGAAGAAAAGAGGUUAAAAGAUGAAGCUAAGAGAAGUCGUGCCAUGGUCCUCAAUGAUCCUUUGGGAGUUGCCUUCUUAACUUUACCCUCAUAUCAGCUAGCUGAACAUGUGAUGAACCACUUCAGUCUCCAUCGUGGCUGGGUGCUGUCACAUGCUACUAACCCUGCAGAUAUUAUUUGGGAGAAUCUAAGUGUGAAGCCUGGAAUCUGGUAUGUUAAGGCCAUCAUAGUCAACUUUUUCCUCUUUGUUGUUUUGUUUUUCUUGACUACUCCUGCAUUUGUUGUUAGUUUGUUCAACAGGACCGUGGUCAAACCAGAUUCUCCUAACAAAAUUACUUCUAUCAUCUAUGAUUUCUUGCCCACAUUAUUAUUAUGGACCAUGGCUGCAGUGAUGCCAGCCAUUGUAGCAUUCUCUGAUAAAUUCUUGUCACACUGGACCAAGUCACAGCAAAAUUAUUCAAUUAUGACAAAAACUGUAUCAUAUCUCCUACUGAUGACCUUGAUCUUGCCAUCAUUAGGUCUCGCCAGUGCCGAGGCCUUCCUUAUGUGGACAUUACAACACCAGAAUAACACAAUGCGUUGGGACUGCGUGUUUCUCCCUGACAAGGGUGCUUUCUUUGUGAAUUAUGUUAUCACCUCAGGCUUUAUUGGUACUUCAUUAGAGUUGAUUCGUUUUCCGGAAUUGUUCUUAUAUGUGUGGUAUCUAUUGCAAUCAAAAUCGAGAGCGGAAAAAAGUUACGUGAAAAAGGCUAUAUUGUACGAAUUCCCAUUCGGCGUGCACUACGCUUGGAGCAUUGCGAUAUUUUCCAUCACCACGGUGUACAGUCUGGCGUGCCCGCUGAUCGCGCCGUUCGGGCUCAUCUAUCUAAUGCUGAAGCACGUGGGGGACAAGCACAACUUGUACUUCGCGUACGGGCCAAGCGACAUGAGCGGCAUGGGCGGUGGUCGGAUCCACGCCACCGCUGUCAGACUCAUACGAGUCUCCGUUCUCCUCUUACUGAUCAGCAUGGCCGCCUGGGCUGGUCUCCGGGCCGGCUUCGAAGCUAGAACUAUAAUAUUGAUAAUGGCCUCGAUUGUGGCUUUCGGGACGUUUUUGCUGUUGAGUCCGUUUCCGAGUUGCACCCCACCCGCGCCCCUGCAGGCCGAGUCCAGUGUGAGGUUCCAAGAGUACAUCGCCCCCGUGCUACUAAAGCCGGUGGAUACGCCCCCGACAACGACGCCGACGACCCCGGAUUACGGGGCAUCAUCGCCUGUUAACAACAAUUCAUACAAUUCGGGCCCCAUCAACAUUUAAAAUAUAAAUCGUUACUUGCAAUCUUAUUUUAUCACGUGAUAAUUAUUACAUUUUCGUUAAAAGAUGGAUGCUAUCUCGCGAUAAUAAUGAAGAAAAUGAUAGCUAUCGAUUUUUUGUCGAUGUCGAUUUGAUAAAAAGUAUUAAUGUGUGAUUAAAAAUAUAUAUCAUUGUAAAUAAAUGUGCAAUAUUUUUGUAUUUAAUUUAAAAACAGGACUUGUAUCCAAGAUAUUUUAGACAAAAAUACACAUCUACAAAAUAAAUAAAUAAAUAAAAUAAAUGUAACGAAAUUUUUGACUGUUUACGUUUCAUACAUGCUUUUUUUUCGUGAAAAUUCGACUAAUUUAAUAUUUCAAAAUAGUAUGAAAACAUCAGAUUGUGUUUUAUAUAAUAGUAAUGCACUUCUUAUUCGAACUAGUUACAUUUACAAAAAUGCAAAAUUUUAGAUUUUAGAGUGAGUGUGUUAAUCAAUUGGAAUUACUCAGUAUUGUCACGCCGCACACGCGCGAGUUUCAAAGGUCGUUCAUUAAAAACGAACUUCCGAACGGAAAAUUAAAGAAAAUUCCACUCUACUAGAGAGAUUGAUCUAACUAGUUUGUUAUUGUAUACGCUCUCAAUAUUAUUGUUUAUCGCAUGUUAGUUUAACCUGUGACUGGCUGUGAUCAUGAACACAAAACAGAAUUUGAAAGUACAUAAAAAUAUUCUUUUUAUGUUCUUUCGUCCUUAUUAUUUUUUUAUUUUUUAUUGCUUAAAUGGGUGGACGAGCUCACAGCCCACCUGGUGUUAAGUGCUUAUGUGGCCCAUGGACAUCUACAACGUAAAUGCGCCACCUUGAGAUAUAAGUUUUAAGAUCUCAGUAUAGUUACAACGGCUGCCCCACCCUUCAAACCGAAACGCAUUACUGCUUCACGGCAGAAAUAGGCUAGGCGGUGGUACCUACCCGCGCGCACUCACAAGAGGUCCUACCACCAGUAAAAUUACUUACUUGCAUAAUAUAAAUAUUACUAAUAUAAAUUUGCAUAAUAAUAAUUUAAAAAAAUCGCAGUAUUUAAUAAUGAUCCACAUUAACACGGAACACAGAUUUAUAUACCGACGACGGCCGGUAUCCCACCAGGUCCGGCCUUUGUCAAAGCACUCAUCCAUCUUGGUUAUCAACCCAAGCUUCCCGUGUGGCACCUGUUACCGAUCCAAUCAUUUGUUAUUCGCUUACUAAACACCGAGAUCUAUUUAGCUCGUAUGACGCAUUAUCAGCGCCCAUUAAAAAGUCCAGGUAUCACACUUAAACAACUCAUCGAGUCUUUAUAAAGGCGCUUAUAUUAUUUAGUUACGUUUUAAUAUUGUGAUAUUUCUUUCACUACCGAACUAUUUAAUCUAUUUCUGUACCUAGAUUUUGUUUUGGCCAAAAGUAAUACUAAUCUGAAAUGUACAUACCUACUAUGUACUCAGUACGUUUUUUUUGUACCUUUUAUUUAUAAAAGAUCUAUUAUGUAGUUACAUUGUAUAGGGAGAAUUGUGGUAGUUCUAUGAAAAAGUUUUAAUUUUGUUAUUUUUUAUUGAUGAGAUUUUAUUUGUUGAUUUAUACUGUUAUAUACAAUACCCACUAUUCAGUUAUGUACUAGCCAGAUGUUUUGUAUUGUUACCUUAAAGUUUUUAAUAACUAAUAGAAAAAUCAAUACUUAAUAAAAUAAAUCAAUGUUUUACGAUAUCACGUACCAUUAACGAAAAAUAAAUGUUUUUCAACUAUAA